Parnassius mnemosyne (clouded apollo) is the source of this 1458-nucleotide messenger RNA. NCBI's taxonomy places the organism in Eukaryota, Metazoa, Arthropoda, Insecta, Lepidoptera, Papilionidae. The record is from the annotation of a GenBank genome assembly.
AUGGUUGAUGGUUUAACUGAUUUGAAAGAAAAAAAUGUAGAAAAUAGGCAUUGUGAACCAUGCAUACUUGCUAAGAUUACACGCCUUCCUUUUAAUGGGAAAAUGUAUAAGGCUAGGAAACCCUUAGAACUAGUACAUACCAAUGUUUGUUCUGUUAGCCCUUCUACGUGGGACGGGUAUAAACACUUUGUUACUUUCAUAGACGAUUUUACCCACUUCACCGCAGUUUACUUAUUAAGAGACAAGUCUGAGGUUUUUGAAUAUUUUAAGACUUAUUAUAAUUAUGCUAGUAAUCAUAUUUCUAGAAAUUUUAAAUCCUUUUGUGAUGAAAAAGGCAUAGUAUUGCAGUAUACUGCUGCAUAUAAUCCUGAAAUGAACGGAGUAGCUGAAAGAAUGAAUCGUACUCUGACUGAAAAGGCGCGUGCAUUAUUGUUAGAUUCACAGCUUCCUAAAGAGCUUUGGGGCGAGGCCCUGCGAUAUACGGUAUAUGUCACUAAUCGUAGUCCCACUGCUUCCCUUAAUGUUACACCAUUUGAAAUGUGGGAGGAAAGACGUCCUAAUGUGUCUAAUUUUAGAAUAUUUGGGUCAUCUGCAUAUGCCCAUAUUCCCCAAAAACUCCGAAUGAAGUUGGACCCUCGUGGUGUGAAAUUGAAAAUGGUUGGGUAUGCUCCGGGGGGAUACAGAUUAUGGGAUGCUAAUGAAAGGAAGAUACGCAUAGAACGAAACGUAUUGUUUAGGGAAGAAACUUGUUCAGAGUCCCCUGAAACGAUUAGUAUUGACGUGGAGUCUAUCUCGGAUGGGAAGGAGAAGGAUGAUGUUAGUAGUCCUGAGAAAAUUUUAACUUCUGAUAAUAAUUUAGAGUCAUUACAACCUGAGGGAAGGGAUACAGAUAAUGUUAAUUCUAGGGAGAAAAGAAAGAAAACUAAACCAAAAUAUUUACAAGAUUUUGUCACUGAUGAUUCAGAUUUAGGUGAUAUAUUAAUGGCAUCAUUUUUAUCUUGUUCUAAUGGUAAUGUCCCAGAAAAGUAUAAUGAUAUAGAUUCUUAUCACGAUAAAGAUAGGUGGUAUGAAGCGGUAAAUGAAGAAAUUAAAUCUUUAGAGGAUAACAAGACUUGGGAAGUUGUAGAAAGAUCAAACGAUGCUAAGUUAAUUGAUUGUAGAUGGAUUUUUACAAAAAAGGCGGGUAAUGUAUAUAAAGCUAGAUUAGUCGCAAGGGGGUUUCAACAGGAAGAUAGUUUUACCCAAAUCUAUUCCCCCGUUUUGAAAUUAGAAACUCUCCGAGUUCUUUUAUCGUUAGCUGUUCAAAGGAACUAUUUAAUUCAUCAAAUGGAUGUUAAAGGUGCUUUCCUUCAUGGUGAAAUUGAUGAUGUUGUAUACUUAAAGCCCUGGUGUAAAUAUAAAUACAAAUUAUGUCUUGAAAUUGAAAAAAAUCACUUUAGGGUCUUAAAAAAUCUUUAA